Molecule: messenger RNA, 2034 nt
Organism: Phialemonium atrogriseum
Lineage: Eukaryota; Fungi; Ascomycota; Sordariomycetes; Cephalothecales; Cephalothecaceae
Exons: 2
Coding region: 383-1660 (425 amino acids)
Source: RefSeq, a predicted model, not a curated record
CCGGUACAUACAGAUGGAAUUUUUGGUCGACACACAGAUGGAUCUUCGUACGAUGUCUUUGGUCGCUUCUUCCCUGGAUCCGACUGCGCGUAGCCUCUGUCUUAUUUCUCGACGUACGAAUCGAAUACCUCCCUCGGUUUCGUCCCUUGCUUUGCCUGCCUCUUCGCUUUUGUCCUGAACUUGUCAGAACAGCCAGGACCUGUUACCCGUAUUGCUAACCACCUACCACGAUGCUAUGACCGAAGGGAGCUCGCUUCUUCCCCUUCUAAAGUUGGUGCCCUCCAGCGAACCACCGCUGAAGACGCCCUAGAUUUUGCGAGUCUAACAAUCUACCAACUAGUUUCGAACGAUAAACUGGCCUUGGGCUUUCAUUCUUCCCAUCAUGGCUCUUCUUGAACACUUCCGUAAUCACAGCCGUGUCCUGGACGAUGUUACAAUGAACGAUGUAUGGGACAAGGGAAAGGCCCUCACUUUGAGAGCCUGGGGGCGGUCGACACGGCGAAUGCGCAUAUCUGGCGCCUUCAUCAUAUUCCUCUCUCUCUCGCUCUAUCUGUCAUAUCCCCAGUUGCAGAAUGUAGAACUCAGUCUCCCGAGCGUCUCCCUCGAUUACCACUACGAGCAGCAGGCGUCAAAAUUCAACGAGUCCAAGGUCGCUCUAUUGAUCGAGAACCGUCCGUUCCCACUACUUGCGCCCCUGAUGCUACACUUCAUCAGUGUCGUCCCGCCGGACUGGCGCUUCCGAUUCAUGGGCUCCGUCGAGAGCGUGGAACACAUCAAUAAAAGCAUGGCGAUCCGGGAGCAAGUUGCUGCCGGUAAACUCGACCUGACGUACAUCCCUGCCAACAUGAGCACCGGAUCGCAAGAGGAGAUUUCGCGCUUCUUGACCAACCUGUGGCUCUACGAGGUUGUUUUGCAGCCCGCCGAGUGGUUGCUCGUCUUUCAAACCGACAGCAUUCUGUGCGCCAACAGCCACCAGAGCCUUAAUGACUACCUCGAGUUCGACUGGGUUGGCGCGCCGUGGAAUCCCAGGGGCCGGUUCGGUGGCAACGGUGGUCUGUCGCUACGCCGCGUCAGCGCCAUCAUUGACGUCCUACGCAAUCAGCAGCGCGUCGACGGCUCCGAGCCCGAGGAUGUGUGGCUGACGGACCGGCUCGGCCACCGGCCGGGAUCGACACUCGCAAACGGGACCGUCUCGACAAGCUUCUCCGGCGAGGCGCAUUCAGGCAAGCCCAUCCGUCCCGAUGCGGACAGCAAGAACAUCUCAGCCAUCGCCCAUAAGGGGCUGUACAAUACCACAUUGGACACGGUGGAUCCCGACGAUUACGUCGAGGGGAUCGACGAGUGGCGCAACGGCUUCUACGAGCCCAUGGGCUACCACACGGGCGGCAGCGGCCGGACGCUCCACGGCGGCAUCUGGGGCACCCCCGAGCGGCGCAAGCAUAUCUGGGAGUACUGCCCCGAGGUCAAGAUGACGCUGCGGAUGGACGUGGCCCAGUACGUGCCCGGAAACUGCGGUUCGAACUGGAAGCGUUGGGACAUGGGUGACGAGGGCGCAGAGACCGGCGCCGAAGCCGCUAGCUCCGAGGAUCUCGGCCAUGGUACGGAGAUCAUCGACGGGGAGGAGUACCCGUUGCUGCCGGAGAACCUUACGCCGUGGUGAAAUGGCGUCCUACUGGAGGUGGAGGUGCAAAAAAGAAAAAGAAAACUUAUUGUAACAUAAGUCUAGAUUUGGUUCGCGCGUCUUGCGCAGCAUUGGAGCAUGGGAGUUACAUUGGGCGCUUUUAUACCACUUUUAAUUACACGCACAACCGGGAGAGGAGCGAGGCGCCGACGGGGGAUUUCAAGGCCAGCAUCGAGGAGCCGAUUCGCGUGGGAAGGCGCUGAGAAUUUCAAGGAAGAGGAUGAUAUCCUUAGGUGUACAGUACCAAGCGUGUUCUCCCGCUUGAGAUGGCUCGAGAGGGGCACGGGGGAGAAAUGGAAUGGCAAGGGGUCAAAAACAGAGAAAUCAAUCACUCCACGUACGUUGAUAACCCA